Molecule: messenger RNA, 1092 nt
Organism: Exophiala spinifera
Lineage: Eukaryota; Fungi; Ascomycota; Eurotiomycetes; Chaetothyriales; Herpotrichiellaceae
Exons: 1
Coding region: 1-1092 (363 amino acids)
Biological process (GO): retrograde vesicle-mediated transport, Golgi to endoplasmic reticulum
Cellular component (GO): membrane; Golgi apparatus
Source: RefSeq, a predicted model, not a curated record
AUGCCCUUCAGAGCCAAUCUUCCACCCGUCACUCGCGCCCUCCUCGCAGCUACUGUUGCGUUGAGCCUUCUCUACAACAUCGCGCGAUGGCGUUUGCUGCAAGCGAGCCUUGAUCCCACCACUGGAGACGAAGACACUGCAUCCCGACGCGUCGUUCCCUAUCUUGCUCUCGUCCCAUCGCAAUGUAUAAGGUACCCCUGGACGUUCCUGAGCGCAGCAUUCGUCGAACAGAACGUUUUCACGUUGAUUUUACAAGGAGGCACCUUGUUCUUUGGAGGGAAAUACCUAGAAAGAGCCUGGGGCACAAAGGGCUUCGUUUAUGUCAUCUUGCUCGCUUCAAUCAUACCAUACCUCCUCGCGGCUCCGACCUACCUCCUAUGGGCUUCUGUUACAGGUAGCUCCGACAGAGCCCUGACUCCUCUCAAUGGUGGAAUCACCUUGCAAGCCGCCUUUCUAGUCGCUUUCAAGCAGUUGGUGCCGGAGCACACUGUCAGCAUCUAUAAAGGCAUGAUCAAAAUGAGGGUCAAGCACUUCCCUACGGUAUUCCUGGGCGUCAACACGAUAUCAGGUCUUAUCCUCGGGACGGAUACUGCACUGAUCCUCUCCUGGUAUGGACUGAUCACGACUUGGACGUAUCUGCGGUUCUACAAGUGGCAGCCCAAUCUGUCAUCUACGAGUCCCGAGACUGGUGGUCUGAGAGGAGAUGCCAGCGAGACGUUUGCAUUCGCAACGUUCUUCCCCGACGUUGUGCAACCUCCCAUCGCGGCACUUUGCAAUCGAAUAUUUUCUCUCCUCUGCAGUCUCAAGCUAUGUACACCAUUCUCCGAUGAAGAUAUCGCGACGGGAAAUGAGCAGGCAGCCGCCCGAGGCGAGGCUGGUCUACCCAGCUUCAGCAGACAAAGCCGCGGGGUGCGUGGGAUGAGCAAACGCGAAGAAGCAGAGCGAAGACGGGCGCUAGCACUAAAGGCGCUGGAUGAGAGGCUCAAUGCGGCCAGCAGUCGAGCAACGGCCCAGCAGGCUACGACGGGCACUCCCAAUCUAGCUCAAGGGCAGGAGAUUUUGGGACAGACCGACUAUCGGCCUGAUGCCUGA